AUGGAUCCAGCUCGUCAAGAAAUCGCUUUUUAUGCAAACAACCAGCAACAUGGAUUAACCAAGGAAGAGAUCAAGAGUUUUGUUGCUGAUUUUGCCAAUGCUGCUAAAAAUUCAGUCAAAGCUGGUGCUGACGGUGUGGAAGUCCACAGUACUUUUGGUUUUAUUUUAAACCAGUUUCUAGAUCCAGCUUCGAACAAAAGAACUGAUGAAUAUGGUGGUUCAAUUGAAAACAGAUCUCGUUUUACCCUAGAAGUUAUUGAUGCGUGCAUUGAGGCCGUUGGUGCUGAAAGGGUUGGUGUGAGACUAUCUCCAUGGGCUACAUACGGUGCUAUGUCUGGUGGUGAGGAUCCUACAUUGUUAGCAACCUAUGCCAACAUUCUUGGUGAAUUAGAGAAAAGAGGCAAAGCUGGGAUGUGCCUAGCAUACGUGCACCUUAUUAAGCCUCGUAUCACUGAUCCCUUCUCACCAGAGGGUCAAGGUGUAUAUAAAAAUGGUAAUAACGAUUUCGCUCAUUCUAUUUGGAAGGGACCAAUCAUUAAAUCUGGUAAUUUAGCUUUGAAUUCUGAGGUUGUGAAAGAUAUGGUCAAGGAUGCUAGGACUUUGAUUUCGUACGGAACGUUUUGA
Kazachstania africana CBS 2517 is the source of this 624-nucleotide messenger RNA. RefSeq lists its product as uncharacterized. Lineage: Eukaryota; Fungi; Ascomycota; Saccharomycetes; Saccharomycetales; Saccharomycetaceae. The record is from RefSeq and is a predicted model, not a curated record. Gene Ontology annotation, molecular function: FMN binding; NADPH dehydrogenase activity. The transcript has a single exon. Bases 1 to 624 code for a protein of 207 amino acids.